CGCCCUCGCGCGCCCCAGGCUAGCCGCCCAGCAAGUUGCGUGUUAGCGGAGUCGGGGCUCCGAGCUGACUUUGCAGACGCUGCAGCCUUUGUGACGGGAACGAACCUUCUAGGUGCUCAUUGCAGGACCUGCAAGUGUGUGAAGACCAUUCUCUUGCUCCCUUUGAGUAACUGUGCCAACUGACCAUCCCUGGUUACACCAGCCUUGCUCAUCUUGAAACCCAAGAUGGAGUAAGAGGGAGAAGAUUUGCUCUCCUUCCCAAACAAGAGCAGCAACAACAAAACAGACAAAAUACAUGAAACAGUGGUUUCCAAGACCCUGGAUAUUAGGCAACAAAGGACAGUGAUUCCUGAGAGGUGGGAAACCAGUGAGAAUGUCUUUCAGGGAGAAAGGAAACCAAAUGGAAGUCUGGAUCUACACAAAGGAAUGAGCAGUACUGGCAAUGGUAACUACAUAGCUUCACCUUCUCAAGACUCUUGUUACUCAAGAAAAUAUCAUCAAGAACCAGGAGGGCAUGGAAGCUGAGUCGCUAACUGCCCAGUCCCGGACACUGGUGACCUUCAAGGACGUCCUUGUCGACUUCACCAGGGAAGAGUGGCAGCUGCUGGACACUUCUCAGCAGGUCAUGUACAAAGAUGUGAUGUUGGAGAACUACAAGAACCUGGUUUCUUUGGGACAUCAGCUUUGUAAGCCAGACGUGAUCCUCUGGUUGGAGAAAGGGGAAGUGCCCUGGCUACUGGAGAGAGAGAGUCACCGAGAGACGCAUCCAGAUUCAGAGACUGCAGUUGACAUUAAAUCAUCAGUUUCCAGUAAGAGCUUUUCUAAAGAUAAACAGACCUGUGACAUUAAAAUGGAAGGAAUAGCAAGGAAUGAUCUCUGGUAUUUGUCAUUAGAAGAGGUUUGGAAAUGCGAAGACCAGUUGGACAAAUAUCAGAAAAACCGGGAGAGACAUUUGAGGCAAGUGGCAUUCACCCAAAAGAAAGUACUUACUCAGGAGACAGUCUGUGAAAGUGGUAAAUUUGCAGGGGACUGUCUUCUUCCUGCUCAGCUAGUACUGAAAGAGUAUUUCCAUAAACGUGACUCACAUACUAAAAGUUUAAAACAUGAUUUAGUUUUUAGUGGUCAUCAGAAAAGUUGUACAAGUAACAGUAAUGAAUGUGGUCAAACCUUCUGCCAAAACAUUCACCUUAUUCAAUUUGCAAGAACUCACAUAGGAGAUAAAUCCUACAAAUGUCCUAAUAAUGACAACUCUCUUACUCAUGAUACAUCCCUUGGCAUAUCAAAGGGCACACAUAGAGAGAAACCCUAUGAAUGUAAGGAAUGUGGAAAAUUCUUCAGCUGGCGGUCUAAUCUUACUAGACACCAGCUUAUUCAUACUGGAGAGAAACCCUAUGAAUGUAAAGAAUGUGGGAAAUCUUUCAGCCGUAGUUCUCACCUCAUUGGACAUCAAAAGACUCAUACUGGUGAGGAACCCUAUGAAUGUAAAGAAUGUGGAAAAUCCUUUAGCUGGUUCUCACACCUUGUUACCCAUCAGAGAACUCAUACAGGAGACAAACUGUACACAUGUAAUCAGUGUGGGAAAUCUUUUGUUCAUCGCUCCAGGCUUAUUAGGCACCAGAGGACUCAUACUGGAGAGAAACCCUAUGAAUGUCCUGAAUGUGGGAAAUCUUUCAGACAGAGCACACAUCUCAUUCUGCAUCAGAGAACUCAUGUUAGAGUGAGGCCCUAUGAAUGUAAUGAAUGUGGGAAGUCUUACAGCCAGAGAUCCCACCUUGUUGUGCAUCAUAGAAUUCACACUGGACUGAAACCUUUUGAGUGUAAAGAUUGUGGAAAAUGCUUUAGUCGGAGUUCUCAUCUUUUCUCACAUCAGAGAACCCACACUGGAGAGAAACCAUAUGAAUGUCUUGAUUGUGGGAAGUCCUUCAGCCAGAGUUCUGCCCUCAUUGUACAUCAGAGAAUUCAUACUGGAGAGAAACCAUAUGAAUGUUGUCAGUGUGCGAAAGCCUUCAUCCGGAAGAAUGACCUCAUUAAACAUCAGAGAAUUCAUAUUGGAGAAGAGACCUAUAAAUGUAAUCAGUGUGGCAUUAUCUUCAGCCAGAACUCUCCAUUUAUAGUACAUCAGAUAGCACAAACUGGAGAGCAGUUCUUAACAUGUAAUCAGUGUGGGACGGCACUUGUUCAUAUCCCUAACCUGAUUAGAUAUCAGACCAAUCAUAUUAGAGAAAAUACUUACUAAUAUAAUGAAUAUGGAAGAUUCUUCACAAAGAGCAAUAACUAUAUUGCAUUGGAGAACAUCUUCUGGAGAGAAACUGUACAAGUGGAAUCUAUGUGGAAAUGCUUUCAAUCUUGUUAUUGCCCUAUUGCACACUAGAGAAUUUGGUCUUGGAGGGGGAAAACCCCACAGAUUUCAUUUCAGUACACAAAUACAUCAGAUUUUCUUCUUUCCACAAAUUCUUACAAAAGUAAUUGGCUUGGGAGCAUUCUUGACCAAGCCUUAAUAGCUAGAAUCUGAGAAGAACCCAUUCAGUAGGUGUGUUGUUGAGAGGUAACCCAGCUUUAUUACCUUCUGCAAAAAGUUAAACAAAUGAGUAUGCUACUGUAGGGAGAGGUGUUGCUGAGAAUAAAGACUGAUAUAGUUAUUGCAACAAAAGCUAGAAAAUAAUAUUUUAGUGAAGCAGUAUACCAUUGUUGAGUCUGCCUCUCUUCUGGGACACUUAGUAGUGUUUAGCAUGUUUCAUGUGUCUAGUAUUAACCAUGUUUUGGUUAGCAGCAAAGAAAAUGCUUAUAAUGUAAAGCAGUUAAAAACAGCACAUUUACACUACUAGUAAUACCAGUUUUUAAAUAUAUUUGUGGGCAAGAAAGUAUCUAUAGGUAAAUGAACAGAUUUGAUUUGUUAGA
Molecule: messenger RNA, 2898 nt
Organism: Cynocephalus volans (Philippine flying lemur)
Lineage: Eukaryota; Metazoa; Chordata; Mammalia; Dermoptera; Cynocephalidae
Gene: ZNF10
Product: zinc finger protein 10
Exons: 8
Coding region: 515-2236 (573 amino acids)
Biological process (GO): regulation of DNA-templated transcription
Source: RefSeq, a predicted model, not a curated record